Molecule: messenger RNA, 1183 nt
Organism: Heteronotia binoei (common prickly gecko)
Lineage: Eukaryota; Metazoa; Chordata; Lepidosauria; Squamata; Gekkonidae
Gene: MIS18BP1
Product: MIS18 binding protein 1
Exons: 6
Coding region: 7-687 (226 amino acids)
Source: RefSeq, a predicted model, not a curated record
AAACACAUGGAGGGCUUCUGGUUGCAUGUUGCUGAGGCUGUGGGGUCACGAUCUGCCGAGGAAUGCCAGCAAAGGUACACGGCAGAUCAGGAGGGCAGGAAACGGGCCCCUCUGAAGACCACCAAGACCAGGAAGAAAGCAGACAAGGGAGAGGGAGUGAAGAAGCAGCCGUUGAUCGAUGCCAAGGUGGGGACCCUGAAAAGAAGGCGGCAGAUGCGGGAUUUCCUGGAGCAGCUGCCCAAGGACAACCACGAGGACAUCUUCACUGCCACCCCCUUUCAGAAGAGAAACACCAAACUGCCACAGUUCCGCACAGUCCAAGAGGACGAUAUUUUCCAGCUGAAAGACACCCACCCCAUCACCCCCUCGUCAGCCAUCUUUCCUCUGGUGAAGACCCCCCAGUGUGAGCACGUCACUCCUGGAAUGCUGGCAUCCCUGAACAGGAAGGACCACGACAAGCACGUGUUCCACCUGCAGAAGAACCUCAAGGGCUCGGAGCACACCUGGAAGAACGUGAAAAGGAAGUCGCCUAUGCGCAACUUCGGCACGCCCACCUCGCGGAGAAGGAACAUCUUCAGCUUUGAUGAAGGAGCUCUGUCGCAGCUGAAGGCCAGGCCCGUUUUCCCAGCCGAAGGAGGCAUACAGUCUGAGGAUGACGACGAGGACGACUUGUAUUUUUCUACGUAGCCCCAGCCCCCUUGCCUGAGAUGGUUACUCCGAAAGUCCCUGGUCUUCAGGCAACCUGGAUGUGUGUGUGUGUGUGUGGUUUCCCACCUGUGUUUAAUCAGUUACGCAGUCAGGAUCUGGCUUCCUUUAUCGAACUCAGCCUUGAGUUGUCUGUGGCUGCAGCCCAGCUCAAACUUCCGGUAUGAAAGGGUGCGACGUAGUUUGUGUGUGUGUGUUUCUUGCUCUCUCUCUCUCUCUGCCCCCCCCCACACCCCUGUUUAUUGUCUCCUUUGCCCCACUCCCCCUGUGGCAGGGGGCAGAAAAGCAGUGGCUGGGACAGGCUGUUUUGGGGGUUUUGGUUUUUUUUAAAGCAAAAUAACGUUUUUUUAAAGCUACUGUACAAUAAACCUACUGGAGCAGUUUGUAAUAACAAGGGAUUUUUUAAAAACGCAAUUGAAAGCGGUUGUAUAUAUAUAUAUUUUUGUAUUAAAUGUGGAUUGGCAGCUGCCAGAUGCAA